AUGGCCAAGAAGAUCCAGGAGUCGAAGGAGAAAAAGGCGCUCAAGGCUAUGUCCGGGACAAGGAAGGACAAGAAGAAGUGGGGAGACGGAAAGAAGAAGGAGGAGGUGCACAGGGCUGUGACUGUGAGCGAGGAUGUUCUGUCGAAGGUGCGCAAGGAUGUUGGGCGUGCGAGUGUUGUGACGCGGUAUGCUGUUGGGAGCAAGCACAAUCUGAAUCUCGGGGUUGCUGAGAAGAUACUUGAGCACCUGAGUUCUGAGGGGGUGAUUGAGAAGGUGCGAGGGAAUGGCCGGAUAACCAUAUAUGCCGGGCGCAGCACUCAGGAGCAAUGA
Molecule: messenger RNA, 330 nt
Organism: Encephalitozoon hellem ATCC 50504
Lineage: Eukaryota; Fungi; Microsporidia; Unikaryonidae
Product: 40S ribosomal protein S25
Exons: 1
Coding region: 1-330 (109 amino acids)
Cellular component (GO): cytosolic small ribosomal subunit
Molecular function (GO): structural constituent of ribosome
Source: RefSeq, a predicted model, not a curated record